AUGAAUUCUAUUGCUACGUUUGAACAUAAAUCAUUAUGCCCGACAGGUGAAGAAGAACGUCUCCAUCAAUGCGGUGAAUGUGGCUUGACGCUCUCAACGCGAAGUGCAUUAACAGCUCAUGCACGUUCGCACCGUGCUGCUGCUGAUGCUCACAGGUGCGACGUCUGUCACAAAACAUUUGCUGUACCAGCGAGGCUCGUGCGCCAUUACCGGACACACACGGGCGAAAGACCCUUCGAAUGUGAAUACUGCCAUAAAAUGUUUAGUGUUAAGGAGAAUUUACAAGUACAUCGUCGUAUCCAUACUAAGGAGAGACCAUAUCGGUGCAGUGUGUGCGACGCAGCUUUCGAGCACUCCGGAAAACUUCAUCGUCAUGCUCGUAUCCAUACGGGGGAGCGGCCUCAUGCGUGCCCCCACUGCCACAAAACAUUUAUUCAGUCCGGACAGUUAGUUAUACAUUUAAGAACGCACACUGGUGAAAAACCCUAUCGCUGCCCUGCACCUGGGUGCGGGAAAGGGUUCACUUGCUCAAAGCAACUUAAAGUACACUCGCGGACUCAUACUGGGGAGAGACCUUACACCUGCGAUAUUUGCCUUAGAGACUUUGGUUACAACCACGUAUUGAAAUUGCAUCGCUUCCAGCAUUACGGGGAACGUUGUUACCGUUGUACGGUUUGUGAUGGGACAUUUAAUACUAAGAAACAGAUGGAAGCACAUAUUUAUAAGGAGCAUGGAGCCGAAACGCCCCGUGCUCAAUCUAUGCAGUCCUCUGUGCCGCUCGUGAUGAAUGGGAAUGUAAUGUGUGAUUUAGUAGAAGCUGCAUUACAGCAAUUGCCACCAACACCGCCUAGUUCGCCGCCGUCGCCGCAGUGCGCGUCGGUGCCGGCCAUUAAUACUAUCCCUUCAUCGUCUCCGCCGCCAGUUGCGGCACCGUCGCCGCCAGUCUUAGCGCCGCAACAUACUGUAUACAAUAUACGAUCGUCGCUGCCACCGCGCAAGUGGAAACUGAUUCCUCAACCCGAACCUGAAGUGCGCCACACCUCUGUUAUACAAUUUGCACCUGCUGCAACAGAUGCGUCGUAGCAUUUUGUCCGUUAUUGAUAGUGAAAAUAGUCGAAUAAGUAACUUUAUCUCAAUGCUUUGUUCUAUUUGAAAGGCUGUUAUGUGGGUCAAAUACCUACUAUAUGUAGCUUAGCUUAAGGUGACUUUUGGUUAUAAUAGUGUUAUAGACAUUAGCCAGGCUAGCUUUUAAGAAUUGAGUAAAAGACUAAUUGUCUAAAUGCAUUUGUGCCGUCGUUAUUA
Molecule: messenger RNA, 1302 nt
Organism: Achroia grisella
Lineage: Eukaryota; Metazoa; Arthropoda; Insecta; Lepidoptera; Pyralidae
Gene: Kr-h1
Product: Krueppel homolog 1-like
Exons: 1
Coding region: 1-1083 (360 amino acids)
Biological process (GO): regulation of transcription by RNA polymerase II
Molecular function (GO): RNA polymerase II cis-regulatory region sequence-specific DNA binding; DNA-binding transcription factor activity
Source: RefSeq, a predicted model, not a curated record